AUGAAUAUCGUUGAAUGGGCCCUUGGUAAGCGCAUGACGCCCGCAGAGCGUCUACGCAAACAUCAACGUGCCUUGGAUCGAACACAGCGAGAACUGGACCGAGAGCGGACAAAGCUAGAGAACCAAGAGAAGAAAUUGGUUCAGGAUAUCAAGAAGAGCGCUAAGAAUGGUCAGAUUGGCGCUUGCAAGAUCCAGGCCAAGGAUUUGGUCCGGACACGAAGAUAUAUCCAGAAAUUUUAUCAGAUGCGCACACAAUUACAGGCCAUUUCCCUGCGCAUUCAGACGGUCCGAAGCAAUGAACAGAUGAUGCAGUCUAUGAAAGGCGCUACCAUGCUCCUUGGUAGCAUGAAUCGACAGAUGAACCUCCCGGCAUUGCAACGCAUCGCUAUGGAGUUCGAACGAGAGAACGAAGUCAUGGAUGAACGACAAGAGAUGAUGGACGAUGCGAUCGAUGAGGCUACAGGAAUGGAGGGCGAGGACGAAGAGGGCGAAGACAUUGUGAAGGAAGUCUUGGACGAGAUUGGUGUGGACUUGGGUCAGGCCUUUGGCGAGACCCCAUCCGACAUACAAAAAGAAUCAGUUGGGGAGACCCGAGUUGCACAGGCUGUUGGUGGUGGGGGCCAUGCAGAUGACGACGAUCUCCAAGCGAGACUGGAUAGUCUUCGACGAUGA
Molecule: messenger RNA, 672 nt
Organism: Penicillium malachiteum
Lineage: Eukaryota; Fungi; Ascomycota; Eurotiomycetes; Eurotiales; Aspergillaceae
Product: ESCRT-III subunit protein DID4
Exons: 5
Coding region: 1-672 (223 amino acids)
Biological process (GO): late endosome to vacuole transport; protein transport; endosome transport via multivesicular body sorting pathway
Cellular component (GO): multivesicular body; ESCRT III complex
Source: RefSeq, a predicted model, not a curated record